GGGAGGUUCUCCACUGGUGGUACAGUGAGAGUUUUUUUUUUUUUAAUCUUUUUUUAUUUCUUAUUUUUAUUACUCUUUUUAUUUGUCAUUUUCUCUUUAGUUUAAAUUGACAGUGGGAUUUGUAUUUAGCAGAUUUUUGUUAUAAGAAAUCAGAGGAUAUGAACAGGAAGCCACUUUAGUGUUCUACUUACCACCCGAUUCCUUUAUAAUUCAUUGCUUGGUCUAUGAGUGUGGAGUUGUCUAGGUGCAAAUGGGUUUGAUCUAGACAUUCUUAUGUGUGUGACUGAUCCUAAUGUUUCAUUUUUUAGCUUUCAGUAGAUAUUUGAUUUUCUCUAGAUCAAUAUCUUAAUGUAUCAUGGAUAUAUUCUUUUGGUCUCUAAUCUCUUCCUAACAAACAAAAACAAAAUUAAGUGUUGUAGAUAUUAUGUUGAGUGUCAUGAUUUUGACUCUGUUGUUAUGGAUAUACCUGCUUCUAUACUGUUAAAAUUAUUGAGCUCUGUCUAUGCAAGAACCCCAAAGUGAUUGUUUUUUCUUCUAUCAUCGGGUUCAGGUUAUUAAUUUUGUUUUGCUGUGAAAGGGUUUGGAAAAUGUGAUAGGAAUAAGAUGGAGAAGAUUGAAAAGGAAGGAUACUGUUUGGUGAGAUGGGUUAUUCAUUCUCUGUUUCUAUGUUUAAUAGGUUCAUUAAUUCAUAUUGCCAUUUAAUGGCUAAAGAUUCAUAUAUAUUGAAAAACGCAAUGGCUGAUGAGAAAUCUGUGCUUCUGUACCAGAAGAAGAGAAACAUAGCGACGGAGAGAAAGCUGAAGAAAGAACAGGAGGAAGCAGAGAAACUUGCAAAAUGAUCUGGUAUGGAUGAUAAUAUUUCUUGGAAGUUUUCCAGUUUAAUUUCUUGGUAUAUCAUUAUCUGUUUUUCCUUGGUGUGAAAGGAAAAAAUUUGGUAAUCAUCUUUUUCUUUUACCUGGUCUGAUUCUAUUUGUUUAAUUAUCAAUUAUUAUGCAUAUCAUGGACAAAUUCCCCAACUUCACUAUGUAGUAAAUCUUGCACUUAUUCUUGAUAUGUGGUUGAUGAGAUCCAUAGAUCAAGUAAUUGUCGGACAGCUUCAGGUGUCUAAUUUAGUGCUCCUCUGCUAAUACAAUAUCAAUUUUAUUUCUCUGUAAGUAUUUGUUCUUACAAUGUUAAGAUCUGUAUUUUAAACUAGAUGGAUUUGACUUCUCAAAAAUCACUUAUGUAAUUUUUUUAUCUUUUGAAGCAUAUAUUCCAUUUAUCAAAAAUAAACUUUCAAACAUAAUAAUUUAUAUGUAUAGAGAUAUUUCUCAUUAAUAGAGCCUUCUUUGACCCCUCCUAAGAUAGAUCAAACAACACACCCUGCAAUGCGGGACAUCAUCUCUAGAAAUAAUAAAGAUGAGUCCUAGCCUCUUCCGAUCUCUCUCAUCACUCCCUUCCUCUUCCUUUCUCUCACUUCUCUAUGAAACUCUAUCCGCUCAUAGUUUUUUUUACCUAUUUUGCCUUCUAUUCUUUCUCCCUUUCUUACUAAGACUUUGACCUUUUAAUCUUUUUACAAAAAUAUUUAUUUAGUUUCUUUUUUAAUCCUUGAACCUUGCUCUUCUCUCUAUUUCUAACAAGGGGUGAAAUUGGUAUUUAA
This is a messenger RNA of Rubroshorea leprosula, 1639 nucleotides long. The record is from the annotation of a GenBank genome assembly. NCBI's taxonomy places the organism in Eukaryota, Viridiplantae, Streptophyta, Magnoliopsida, Malvales, Dipterocarpaceae.